CACUUCUUCUCCUGCCUGUGGGCUGGAAGGGCCCCUGGAGCCUUUGAAGAGAUGCUGCUGUGAAAGCCAUUGUCCCAAAGGAAGAGCCGGGAGCUCCAGGAGCUGCUGGUGCUGCUGCAAGAGGACACAGGCAAGGUGUGUUUUCCAGAGGACCUUUGGCUCGCCCCUGUGCCAGGCGCCAGCCCUGGGAUGCAGCCCGUGGCCCUGCAGAGCCUGUCCGAGCUGGAGAGGGCCAGUCUGCAGGAGCUGGCGCUGUUCCAGCUGCAGGAGAGGCUGCCCGUGGGCCACCUCAGUCUGGACAGAGAUGGCUCCAAAGGCAUGAAAUCCAUCCGGCAAAAGCUGGAGAGCUUCUCCAAGGAGAGGAAAGUGGGCACCAGCUGCAUCCGGGCACCCGACGGGGCCUGCCCAGAGGAGCCGCUUUCCCCAGUGCUGGUGGACAAGGGCUCCUGGAGCCAGCGGAGGGGGGCCAUGUCCGUGGAUUCCAUCACGGAGCUGAGUGACAACACCUCCGAGCUGCUGGAGGCCCUGCAGCUCUCACACCCCCAUGAGCUGGACCCUCGCAGGAGCCGCGGCAAGAAGAAGCAGCUGAGCCUGAACCCCAUCACCUGGCAGGUGCCACGGAUUGUGGACAGGUGCUGCACCCACCUUGAGACUCACGGGCUUCAAACUGUUGGCAUCUUCCGUGUUGGAAGCUCCAAGAAAAGAGUCCAGCAGCUGAGGGAAGAGUUUGACCGAGGGCUGGAUGUUUUCUUGGAUGAGCAUCAAAGUGUUCAUGAUGUGGCUGCCCUGCUCAAAGAGUUUCUCCGGGAUAUGCCUGAUUCCCUGAUUCCCAGAGAGCUCUAUGGAGCCUUCCUCAGCACAGCCAGCCUGGAGGGGCAGGCCCAGCUGGACACGCUGCAGCUGCUGCUGUUCCUGCUGCCCCCGUGCCACAGUGACACCCUGCUGCGCCUCCUGCGCUUCCUGGCCCGGGUGGCGCGGCACGCCGAGAGCUCCUGGGACCCCGAGGGCCGCCAGAUCCCUGGGAACAAAAUGACAGUGUCAAACCUGGCUACAGUCUUUGGUCCCAACAUCCUGCAGAAGGAGAAGCCUGGAGAGAAAGAUGCUGGUGCCCUGAACUUUGAGGACAGUGCUGCCAUAAUCCUGGUGCUCCAGAGGCUGAUUGAGCACCACCACUCCCUGUUCAUGGUGUCCCCAGAGAUGCAGUGUGACGUGCUGAGGAGGCUGUUCCAGACAGACCCCGAUGUCAUCGAGUACCUGCUGCGCAGGAAGUUCCCUGACGUGCCGAGCCCAGAGCAUGAGGAUCCCGGGGAGGAGCUGGCUCUGUCCACACCGCCUGGCUGGACACACAGCCUGGAGCGCGGCUCGGUCUGCUCGGAGCUCUACAGCAGCGUCUCCUUCCUAAACCUGCAUGUUGGCAUCUAGCCCUGCCCAGGCUCUCUGGACACAACCAGGCAGCUUUUCCCACAAACCCCAGCCCUUCCUCACUGUGGGGGCAGCCCCUGUGCCUGUGCCCGGGGGGCAGAGCUGCACUCGGGGGUCACCUGCCAGGCUGGCACCUCCCUGCGGGUGCAACACUGCCACAUCCUCAGCACAGCCCUCCCUGCCACCCCCUCCCCACAGCACCCUGGGAAUGGAGUGCCAUCCCUACACCUGCAGGGAGGACAGGCUGAGGGAGCUGGCACUGCUCAGCCUGGAGAAGAGACGGCUCAGAGGGACCUUAUCCAUGUAUCCAAAUGCUUUUGUGACGGCCUGGAGGGACAGGACAUGGGGAAUGGCUUCCCACUGCCAGACAGAGAAAUUGGGAUAUUCAUGGGAUAUUCAGCGAAGUUCUUCCCGUGAGGGCGGUGAGGCUCUGGCACAGGCAGGGGCACCUUCCCCUGCACCAGGCUGCUCCAAGCCCCAUCCAGCCUGGCCUUCUGGCCUUGAACUUUCCCAGGGAUGGGGCAGCCGCAGCAGGGCACUUCUGGGGACAAAGCAGUACUUCUGCAAACAGUAUUCCAUAUUCCACCACAGCCUGCACCCAGUCCUGAUCUGAAGGCACCUAGACCUUGUCAGGUGCCCUGCUCAGGCUGGGCUCUUAUUUUGCAAAGGUCCCUUCCCUGCAGAUCAGAACAGUUGGGAUGGGUGGAGAAGCAUUUCCCAAAGGAGCCUGUGCUGUGAGAUAGCUGGUGAGACCCCCUGGGAGCUGAUAAGCUCCAGAGAGCAGCAGAGCUGUUGUGUCUGGAGAAGCAGAUAAAUUUGGGACACCAUGAGGCUAUGGAAGGUUCCAGAGGCCACGGGAACACUUGAAUGUCAGCUGUGAAACCAACAUUGUGUCCAGCCACUGCUCUGGGUGGGAUUGUACCUGCUGCAAGAGCAGCCCUCAGCCUUUCAAAUUCCUUCCCAGGGUGGUAAAACACCGGCACAGGUUGUCCAGAGCAGCUGUGGCUGCCCCCUGGAUCCCUGGAAGUGUCCAAGGCCAGGCUGGAUGUGGCUUGGGGCAGCCUGGGACAGUGAAAGGUGUCCUUGCCCAUGGCAGGGGGUGGAGCAGGAUGGACUUUAAGGUCCUUUCUCACCCAAGCCAUUCUGUGAUUCCAUGAUUCUAGGAUGGACCAGGGUUGCUGACACAGGAGGAAAAGCCCUGCUGGAUUUCACUUUCCCAGUACCAUAACAGGGGCAGGGGGGCACGGGGAGCUCCCUGGGAAGCACCAGCUUUCCCUGGCUGCUGCAGAGCCACCCAAGUGGCCGCGGGGUGUUCAUCCCUGGCAGCGUUGAUGCGAUAUUGCUGCAAACUCCGCUUGAGGGCAGCCCGGCACCGGCCUGGCCCGGCCCCCGUGCGGCUGCACCGAGACUCUGCUGGAGCCGCUCCGUUCCAGCCUCACGAAAUGAAAUAAACCCGCUGCCCAGCCAGCUCACAUCUCACCGUGCAGCCUUGGCGUUGCUCUGGACCCGCUCUGCAGGGGCUGGCUGGCUUUUGCUCCGGGUUCUGCUCUCAGGGGCUCCUUGCGCCUGCAGGCCUUGGGGGUCACCUCAGGAAUGACAGGGGAGGUUCUGCCUUGAUCCUUCCAGAUCCCCAGUGCUGGCACAGGAGGGGCUGCUG
Molecule: messenger RNA, 3079 nt
Organism: Zonotrichia albicollis (white-throated sparrow)
Lineage: Eukaryota; Metazoa; Chordata; Aves; Passeriformes; Passerellidae
Source: RefSeq, a predicted model, not a curated record